Molecule: messenger RNA, 3510 nt
Organism: Diachasmimorpha longicaudata
Lineage: Eukaryota; Metazoa; Arthropoda; Insecta; Hymenoptera; Braconidae
Product: M-phase inducer phosphatase
Exons: 5
Coding region: 422-2269 (615 amino acids)
Biological process (GO): positive regulation of G2/MI transition of meiotic cell cycle; protein dephosphorylation; positive regulation of G2/M transition of mitotic cell cycle
Cellular component (GO): nucleus; cytoplasm
Molecular function (GO): protein tyrosine phosphatase activity
Source: RefSeq, a predicted model, not a curated record
UCAAUAUUUGUCAACAGCUAGGGUCGCCGGUUCCUCAACGAUUCAUCCUCAGUUUUAUUAUUAUUCCCACAAUACAGUUCUGUUUAUCUCGACAACAGAUACCAGAGGUAUCUUAUGGAGAGGCCUUGGAUAAUUGCGCAGUUCUCAGUGUAUUUUUAUCGAGUACAAGUCUAACAACUUUAUAUUCAUGUGAUUAGUCAACUGAGGCCAUCAUUCUCUCGACAUCUACUCUCAAUUCUUCAUGGUUGAGUUGCAACUGGAGCACAACGCAGUCGAUCUAUUCAUCCAUUCAGUAUAGAACACUUGUGAAUACAAUUCGUGAAUAAUAAAAAAAAACUCGAUAAAUAAAUACACGUGGUAGUGACUUUCAAAGGAGAGUUUUAAUAAAAAUAAAGUAUAAAAGUGAAGUGAAGUGAACGACAUGCUGGCGAGAUCGGGUGCACCGUUGGAAAAAAUAAUAGAGGAGAAUGUCAGCAAUUCUCCGAUGGGACGAGGACAGACCUAUGAUCAGGCUAUGAUCAUCUCUCCAGUGGCACAGAUAGCCCAGGAACUCAGCAAAUCGAGGCUCUCUGGGACCCCUACUAACGAUGGACUUCAUAGACUCGAUUACGUGGAGAUGUCCAGUGACUAUGCUGACAAAAAUGCUGAGUCACUCUUCAAAAAUGUAUUCAAAAUCAAAAGUACCCCGGAGGGUGCGGUGAAAUCUCGAGUGAGGGGUCGUCGGCUGCUUGGCAUGGCGUCGCGACGCCUCAACAGUCCCGAGUCGAGGUCACCAUUACAGUUGAUCAAUAAGGAGAAUGGAAGCCCACAUCAGUCAACGAGCCCACUGAAGAUGCCCAGUAUAAAAUCUCGCCUCCCCCUGGAGGACUGUGACCCAAACAGUCAGGACAGUGGCUAUGGUGCGAGCUUCACCGAUCGGGAGGACCUCUCAAAAUGUCCUUCGAGCUUCAGAUUCGCCGAGCCCCUGGGAGUUGCCCCUAAGAGGAUGUCUCUAGAUUCGCCAAUUCGUUCUUCACCCACUUCAAAACGGCCGUCGAAACUCCUCAUCAAGAAGCUCUCCUCAGGAUACGAGUCAACCGAAGAUGAAUUGAACGAUCUCCUGGACAUGGAUACCUUUAUGGAACCAACCUCGUACCCCAACGACCUCAACAAACUCCUCUCCGGGGACAUAAUCCCGACGAUGGAAUGCCUUGAAAAACCGAUGGACACAGACGCUGCCACAACUCCAGAGUUCGCAAGGACAAAACCUAUGGGGAUGAGACGAUCAAUUUCGAUAAAUAGCGAUAGACUCAUUUGCAGAACCCCUCCAAUGUCCCGAGUUCGAUCCUGCCUAUUUCGAUCUCCUAACGCCACCUCCUCAAUAUCUCGAUUGUCCUUUGAUGAGAACAGGAACUCACCCUAUUCCUCCCCAACGCACGUGAAAUCCUUUAAACGUCCAGAGCCUCCGACAGACUGCAGUCCCAUACUAGUCAAAAGAUGCAAGAAGAAUCAUCUGAGAGAGUCCGAGACUGAUACCUUCCCACCGACGCCGUUACAAACAUCUCCGUCGUCUCCAUCAACUCCAUCUCCCAAAUACUCGAGACAUAUUCUCCAGAGAAGUCAUUCUGAGACAGAUGCCCAUGCGCAUAUCAAGUCGGCUAUUCACCGGAGUACAACAGACUCUGAUCUAACUGGCGACUUUAGUAAGACGUGUAUUCUCCCUUUGGCUGAGGGCCAUCACGAGGAUCUGAAGUCCAUUUCUGCUGAGACAUUAUCUGGACUAAUUAAAGGAGAAUUUAGUGAGUCCGUGAGUUCGUUUACAAUCGUCGAUUGCAGAUAUCCGUAUGAGUACGAAGCUGGGCACAUCGAGGGAGCCUUGAACCUCUACACGAAAGAGCUGAUUGAAGAGUAUCUGAUGAAUCCAUUGACUCAAAUCCCUGAGAUUCAACCGGACAGCAACAAGCGCAACCUCAUCAUUUUUCACUGCGAAUUCUCCUGGGAGAGGGGUCCCAAUCUCUCUCGAUACCUCAGAAACAUUGAUAGAAAAAUGAACAAGGAGCAUUACCCGGCCCUGUAUUAUCCGGAGAUCUAUCUGCUUCAUGGGGGGUAUCAGCAGUUCUACCAGCACGAGAAGGCCCUCUGCAGUCCUCAAGGAUACAGGCCAAUGACUCAUCCAGAUCACGAGGCUGAUCUGAGAAAAUUUCGAAGCAAGAGCAAGAGCUGGCAGGGAGAGAAACAUCGCACUGCUGGAUUAUCUGCGAGGGCUAAUCUCAAGCGACUUGGAUUAUAGAUAUAUUUAGAGUAUCAGUUGUGAUGUGGUAAAACGUGGAUCUGUUUGUUUUUUUUUUUUUUUGUUUGACAAAUCAAUUAUCUGCACAAGCAACUCAAGAACUCACGAUAGAUUCAAUCAGCGGAGAAAAAAGUACUUUAAGGGGAGAGUUCUCGUAUAAAUAACAAAAAUUAUAGCUUCCAUACAAAUAGUAAGAGUAAAUUUGGAUAUUAGAUUAAAAUUUUUGAGUAAAUUGAUUUACCUCGAGAAAGUACUUUCUUGUGCGAUAAUACUUGUUUCACUCAUUUGGAAAAGCACAAAAAUCUCAAUUGAAAGUUUUAGUUCUCAAUUGGAAAAAUUUUCUGCUGUGUAUUACUAAGCUCAAGGUACACUCCUCAAAAAAUUGGUUUUCCCUCACUGUUAUUUUUUAUUUUUCUCCAUAUCCAGAGUUUGUUAAAAGAAACACGUUUUAUCGAUCCACAGCUGAAUUAGUUCGGGAUGGUAGCAUAUUUAUGAUGCUAACAUCAUAACAGUGCAAAAUAGUUACAUUAAUCUUUCGCCCCCCUUGUAAAUAUAGCGAAUAAUGGAAAAUGAAAUUAAGUUGAGAACACAUGAUCUAGUACAAUUGAACAAAAUGCGCUUAUUUCUGAAUAGUUGAUUAGCACAUGGACUUUUAUGAAUGUCUCAGAAUAGCAUUUAGAUUUUUUUCACUUGUAUAUAAGAGUUAUAUUCGGAGAACGAGAAAAUUGUACAAACGAGUAUUUUAAUUUAAAGGAAGGAGUUAAUACUGCAAUAGCCCGUAGCUGAGUCCUAGGAACGGCUGGGCCUAUCACAGGGCUGCUCGUAAUCGUGAACUCGUCCUCGUCGUACACAUAUAUUCUAAUGCUUCCAUAUGUAAAUUAGGGCGGGCAUCCCACUGUACAAAUUUGACAGCCGUUUACACAGAUUUAUAUCGAGUAGCCCUGUUAAUUUUUAGAAAUAAAGGCGAUACGUAUUUUUUAUAUCGCCUUAACAUUUACCGAAACAUCCAAGUGAAAUUAUAUCGUCUAUUGCUUGUCACAGAAAUCAUCUUCCCGACGUUUCAGGUCAUGAUUGACUGCUUAUAACGACUUUUCAUUACGAUAUUAUUGUGUUCUGGUUGUUUUGAGCAAUUGGCCAAAUACUGAUUAAAUGGGAAACUUUUUGUGUAAUCGGAGAUUUCUAGUGUAUAAAGUUUUUCAUAUUCUACGUAAUUUUGAAUAAACAAAUAUUUAAAAAAUCCA